GCUCAAGCGAGAUCUAGGAUAGCUCCAGCUUGCGAUGAUGUGAUCCCCCCAGAAAGCAAUUUUCACAGCAACUGAUUUCCUGUGGCGCCUGUGACGUUCUCUUUCAAAAGUCGCUUUCUUUGAGUUAGAUUACGCAAGGGAGCAUCUUCAGGACUGAGCCAGAACUCUUCUCUUCACAAGUUUUUGCAACGAUGGCUGGGGACUCUCUCGCAAAUGGUGCCAACGGCCAUGUCGACCAGGCCAAGGAUGCAAAGGCCCCCACAAAGAAUUCCUAUGCGGUAAAGGUGGGACUUGCCCAGAUGCUCAAGGGCGGUGUGAUCAUGGAUGUGGUGGACGUGGAGCAGGCCAGAAUUGCAGAGGAGGCUGGGGCAGUGGCAGUCAUGGCGCUGGAGAGGGUGCCGGCGGACAUCAGGAGGGAGGGCGGAGUUGCGCGCAUGAGCGACCCCACUAUGAUCAAGGAGAUCAAGCAGGCGGUGACCAUUCCAGUUAUGGCGAAGGCUCGCAUCGGUCACUUCGUAGAAGCACAGAUUUUAGAAGCAAUUGGCAUCGACUACAUCGAUGAGAGCGAGGUAUUGACGCCCGCUGACGACACACACCACAUCAACAAGCACAACUUCAAGCUGCCAUUUGUGUGCGGCUGCCGGGACCUUGGGGAGGCCUUGCGGCGUAUUGCAGAGGGGGCAGCCAUGAUCAGGACAAAGGGCGAGGCCGGCACGGGCAAUGUGGUGGAGGCUGUGCGCCACGUGCGGUCCACCCUGGGGGAGAUCAGGAAGCUGCAGACGAUGGAUGAUGACGAGCUCUAUGUGUACGCCAAGGAGAUCCGUGCACCCAUCGAUUUGGUGCGGCAGUGCAAGGAGCUAGGGAGGUUGCCCGUUGUCAACUUUGCUGCAGGAGGAGUGGCCACCCCAGCAGAUGCUGCCCUCAUGAUGCAGAUGGGUUGUGAUGGCGUUUUCGUAGGCUCAGGAAUCUUCAAGAGCGGAGAUCCGGCCAAGCGGGCCCGCGCCAUUGUUGAAGCUGUGGCGCACUACAACGAUCCCAAGGUGCUGAUGGAGGUUAGCUGCGAUUUGGGUGAGGCGAUGGUGGGGAUCAACUUGGAGGACAAGAGGGUCACUCGGAUGGCAGCCAGAUCCGAGUAGAAAAUAUCAGCUGCUUGAUUUUAGGUACACAUUCUGGUUCUGUUUCGUUCAUAGAUAGGCUCGUGCGAAGUGAUCACACUAUCCAGAGCGAAAAGCAUAGUCUAGUGGGGCCUGUGGCACCCAUUGAAGGUCCGCCCUGUGACGAGGAUUUUACAGAGCAACGGUUAGGAAAAGUCGCCGAUAAGGCUACUGAGAACAUGCAAGGUAUUAUUUACUUCCUCUUGUGGAGUUUUUGUCAUAGCUCGAUCAUGGUUACUGCAAUCUACAGGCCAGCAUGAAGGUGCAGGCUGAUUUGAGAUUGUGUCGUUAUUGUCACUUAUCGCCAGGUCAUACGUUAUAGUUCAAUUCCAAAGCUCAAACUUAGUGUUUCUUAUAGCUUUCGGCCUUUCUUGUACAAUGCAU
Messenger RNA from Klebsormidium nitens, 1538 nucleotides. Lineage: Eukaryota; Viridiplantae; Streptophyta; Klebsormidiophyceae; Klebsormidiales; Klebsormidiaceae. The record is from the annotation of a GenBank genome assembly.